This is a messenger RNA of Selaginella moellendorffii, 898 nucleotides long. Its product is annotated as protein THYLAKOID ASSEMBLY 8-like, chloroplastic. Gene Ontology annotation, molecular function: RNA binding; protein binding. The coding region runs from base 4 to 825 and encodes 273 amino acids. Lineage: Eukaryota; Viridiplantae; Streptophyta; Lycopodiopsida; Selaginellales; Selaginellaceae. Gene Ontology annotation, biological process: chloroplast organization; Group II intron splicing. The record is from RefSeq and is a predicted model, not a curated record. The transcript is spliced from 2 exons.
UUUAUGGCUUCCAGGAGACUGGCAGCGGCAUUGCGAUCUCACGCGCGGAUCUUCGAGAAUGUGAGUAGAUUCUCGUCUAAUCACAGGGGAUUCUUCUCGGCCAGCGCCAGAGAGCCAGCAUUCUAUCUCGAUCGCGCAGGAGGGUUUUUUCUGUUCGUGCGGCAUCACACCGAUGGCGCUGUGACGCAGUCGGUGUUUAGCCCCUUCAAAUCCGUGAGGCUGGGGAAGCAAAAGGGGCACCUGUGGCGGACGCGCAAGACACUGUCGCGGGAGACGCAGCUGGUUGUGAGCGAUCUGGUGAGGCACAAGAGCGAGCCGGAGAGGGUGAGCAGCAUCAUCAAGACCAAGGUGUCGCGGCUGCUCAAGCUCGAUCUAUUUGGAGCGCUGCGGGAGCUCCAGCGGCAGCUAGAAGGCGAGCUCGCUCUCAAGGUGUUCUACGAGAUCAAAAAGGAGGAGUGGUACACGCCCGACAUCCUGCAGUACGCAAAGAUGCUGGGCUGCCUCGCGAAGGCAGGGCUGACAUCGCAAGCCGAGAAGCUGUUCGAGGAGAUGCAGAGCGUGGACGGGUUGGAGCCGGAGCUCAACACGUACACGGAGUACCUGCGCUCGCUCAUCUUCUCGAGGCAAGUGGACAAGGUCCAUGCGACGGUGCGCGAGAUGAAAGAGCAGGGGUGUCCGCCCGACUUGGUGGUGUACAAGGUGCUGUGGGUGGGCCUCAACGCGGUGCACAAGCCCAAGGACGCCGAGUUUUACAGGAAUGAAUUGCUCGAGGCCCAGACUCGCAGGCAGCAUGAGCGGCUGCCAGUGGAGGAGAUUGAAGUGUAAGGGCACCCUGUAAUUCGUAGAGCAAACUAUAACUGAAGACAACCUUGUGACAACCGAAGUCACUCUAAGUCAA